Molecule: messenger RNA, 580 nt
Organism: Cylicocyclus nassatus
Lineage: Eukaryota; Metazoa; Nematoda; Chromadorea; Rhabditida; Strongylidae
Source: the annotation of a GenBank genome assembly
AGCGACCCCCCGAAACCCCGACGAAUCUCCUCACAUUUUCGGAUCGAACUGUCUGGAAACUGAAAUUGUUUUCUUAGCCGUUCUACCCUCGCUGGAAUCAUAAUUUUUUCUCGUUUAAGCGUCCAUAUCGUGCUAUUAUUCUCAUUUUUUCAGAAUGUCCCUCGACGAACGCUUUGACGCAGCAGUCACAAUCAUUCAAAAACUACCCAAAGAAGGGCCAGUAAGCACUUCCAAUGAGCAAAAACUCGAGUUCUACUCAUUGUUCAAACAAGCCACCAUUGGCGACGUCAACACCGACAGGCCCGGAAUCUUCAGCCUUGUGGAGAGGAAGAAGUGGGACGCUUGGAACGCAGUCAAGGGAGUAUCCAAGGAGGAGGCUAAGGAACGCUACAUAAAGGCACUUCUGACGAUGUUCGACAAAAUCGAAAACGAAAUUGAUAUGGAUACAUGGCUGAACAAAGAAUGUGAUCCAAUCAUCAAGACCAACUUGGCGCUGCUUGGCAAAGCUUAGAACACUUUCCUGUUUGUAUAUGUAUGCUAUAUCUCAUAAUUAUUUAUAUAAUAAAAUCUUUAUCAACAC